CCUCAUUAACAAACGGUGUCUUGAAAACACACUCUUUUUUGCACAAGCCAAACACACCCUAGGUUUGGCACAUAUAGCAAGUAUUUUCUUCUACUCCCACGAGAGCCGCCGCACUCUGCCCUCUUCGCCGAACCCCUUUGUCUCUCCAUCACAAUUCCGACCAUCAAACACCACCAGCAGAUCCGAAAAAGCGGCUGCAGCGGCCUAUACCCGGCAAAACAUCACGGCAUCGCGCCUCCAGCAGCCACAUUCACUCGCCAUCGCACACCACCAUUGAUUGUUUGAAGCAGAGUACAGAAUAAUGGGUCGAAAAAUUGGUGGAUUAUUUUUUAACACAAAGAAACGUAGAAUUGCCGCGAAACCUUGCAUGCAGGAGAUGAUAUCAUUUCUGAGUUGCUUGUCACAAAACCAGAUGAAUGAUGAAAGAUGUCUUCACAGCAAGGAACUUUUGAAAACCUGUUUGGAUGAUGAGACCGCGAAAAGCAAAAAGAAAGGGGGGAGCAUGAAUUACCACUUACAGAGGCUUAACAAGAAAAUGAAGUAAGUUUUUAGAUUGACAUUUCAAACUUGAGAUUCUUCCCUUGAGACGAUUAGCAUUUGAAGAAAAUCGUUUCGGUGUUGAGCAAGACAAUUGUUUUAUGCAUUAAGCUUUGUGGCUGGGGAUUUUUCAAUAAAUUUUCUAUCAAUAGGGAAGCAGAGAAUCAAGAUGACAUUUACUGUGCAAUGUAAAACUUUUGAUGUAUUGCUUGCCCAUAGAAAUCAGAGUUUGAAAUGUUUUCUGAUACUUCAA
This is a messenger RNA of Populus trichocarpa (black cottonwood), 790 nucleotides long. RefSeq lists its product as uncharacterized. The transcript has 2 exons. Gene Ontology annotation, molecular function: structural constituent of ribosome. Bases 302 to 544 code for a protein of 80 amino acids. Gene Ontology annotation, biological process: mitochondrial translation. Lineage: Eukaryota; Viridiplantae; Streptophyta; Magnoliopsida; Malpighiales; Salicaceae. The record is from RefSeq and is a predicted model, not a curated record.